This is a messenger RNA of Spirodela intermedia, 357 nucleotides long. The record is from the annotation of a GenBank genome assembly. NCBI's taxonomy places the organism in Eukaryota, Viridiplantae, Streptophyta, Magnoliopsida, Alismatales, Araceae.
AUGUCGUCCGCUUCCCUGACCGCCGCGUCCAUCAUCUUCCUGGCUGUCGUUUCUGCGCUCGCCGUCUACCGAGCGCGCGGUGACGCCGGGGCCACCUCCUUUAUUGUGUUGGCCGACCUGCUGCUGGCGUUCUUCCUCCUCUCCGUCCGCUGGUUCGAAGUCUUGCCCCCCGGAGACGCCGCUAGGAAGAGAAAGGCUAAGGUGAUAAUAUGCCUGUCGGCCACGUCAGUGAACCUGCUCUUCUCCUGGAAAGUGUCUUUCAUGAUGCCGCUGGGUUUCGCGGCGGUCGUCUGGACCAUCUCACUCACCACCGUCGUAGCUGGAUUCUACCUUCUCUUCUGUCUGGAAGAAAAUUAA